Hyphopichia burtonii NRRL Y-1933 is the source of this 5722-nucleotide messenger RNA. RefSeq names its product mitogen-activated protein kinase kinase kinase (gene BCK1). Gene Ontology annotation, biological process: protein phosphorylation. Gene Ontology annotation, molecular function: protein kinase activity; ATP binding. The coding region runs from base 170 to 5719 and encodes 1849 amino acids. The record is from RefSeq and is a predicted model, not a curated record. Lineage: Eukaryota; Fungi; Ascomycota; Pichiomycetes; Serinales; Debaryomycetaceae. The transcript has a single exon.
UCCGGACGUAACAGCUUGGGGAAGAGGAUUAGGAUUGAAUUAAAAUAUAGCCUGAUUCCAUUUUUAUUUUUUUUUUUUGGAGAUACUGAAAUCUAAUCGAUUCAGAUCUAUAUAACCUAAGUUCUUCGAUUAUAAGUUGCAUCCGUAUAAUAACUUAGCGUCAGGUACAAUGUCCGAUCAAAGGACAAAUUUCCUGAGUCCAGGCUACGGCAGAUCAAUUAGUUAUGAUUGCAAAAGAAUUAUGACUCCAGAUGAAAAAUCCGUUGGAUUUAUGGAUCCACAAGGUGGUAAUGUUGUGAACCACCACCAGAAUGGCCCUCGUAUCGUUUCUGAUGGAGCCGUUUAUUACUCCCCUCACCAUAAGAAGAAAGUUUAUCCUCAAUUCCUGGCACCAUCGGCCCAAAAUGACUUAAACGACAACUUUGAUUUUCAGGCUGUUGAGCCUAGCUUCCACAGGCAACCGAGUACUCCUCCGAUUCUUGAAACGUCUUCCACGAGUCAGUUGCAUUAUCAUGGCCAAAAUGCUUCUCAAAGUCAAUUUCAAAUACCGCAUCAACCAUCCCGUUCUAGUCCAUAUCAUUACCCAGACCAACCACCUUAUCCCAUAAACUCAUAUCUUCCAAAUGGGAGUGAUUCGAAUAUCUCCUUAAACUCAUACAACGAUGAGCCUGCUCCGAUAUUUACUGGAGAGCCCUCAACAAGACAAUAUUUUCAACCAUAUCCUCAACAUCAUCCCCGACCAUAUUCUCAACAUUAUCCACAACUUCAUCAAGAAACCAAUGGUCUCCACCAACAAGUUGAUACUCUAAGCUAUCCACUGCUUGUUGGAGGUCACAUAUCCAGGACUCAAUCCCCUCGAAUUCAGUCACCUAGACCACAGAAAAAGCCCACGGAGAACAAAAGAAAUACAAGUGGUGAUUUGAAGAAUCAAACAAGUUUCAGCUUCUCGGAUCAAAAUGAUUCAAUGCAAGAAUUUGUUGUAUCCCCUGUUAAAGAAUCAAAUGGUCUUUUGAACGAUGUUGAUAAUGAUGUGCCUAGUAUGGAUGUUUUAGGGAACCCCGAACAUCAACUGCAUAAUGCUUCACUGAAUGAUGAGAUCGAUAGGAAUACACCUUCAAAAAUUAACGUCGAGGAGGGUAGAAUUAAUAAAGUAAAUUUAGAAGAUUCUUCUAGAAAAGUCCUGCUCUCAACCGAUGAAUCCAAAUCGAAAGAAGACUAUGAUGUAAGAAGUAGCAUUAACUUUCCCAUUGAAAAUCCAGAUUUACCGUUUGUUGAUCAGAAUGCUCACAAGAGAAACGGAUCGGAAUGUUCAACUAUCUCAAAUGCUUCCACAGCUUCGACAUUGACACCUUCUAAUAAUGCUAGUAAAGACAAGCGUUUUGUGCGUUAUGCAAUGAACACUCAAUCAAGUAAAACAUCUUCCCAUGGUAAUGGCUGGGAAAUGUCCAACGUUUUGAAAUGGCUUGAUUCACACCAAUUUAAUAGUUCUUGGAAAGAUGUUUUCCGUAGAAAUGAAAUUUCUGGUAAUCGAUUUCUAGAGCUUUGCAACUACGGUACAGAUUCGAUGAUUUGGCGACAAUUUACUAAGUUUCUUCAUUUGGACAAUGAUCUUAAUACUAUAGAACGUUUCAUAGAUUUAUUGAAAACGGAAAUCAAUACUGCUGAGAACAACUUUUCAGAUGGAAGCGCAACCAAAGGGGAUGUUGUUUCUAGAGAAUCGAGUAAAUCGCUGCUGUCUCCAGUCUUUUUAAAUAGCAAGGCAAUCAAGAUUGAAAAUAGAAAAUCCAACCCUAUAUUUCAUAAGCAUAAAUCAUCCUCAUCCAUCACAUCUACAAACUCUGGUAACUUGAAUGUUCACCAGAAACAAAGGCCGUUUUCUUAUAUCGAUCCGGCCAGUAUAAAGUCUUUUGCAAAAGAUCAACCAUCACAUCACAAAUUUUUUAGAAAAAAUAGAAAUUCCUUCUCCGAUUCUUCGACCUCCAAAGAAUUAUCGUCUAACUCAAGUCUGCUUCUGCGUAGCGGCUCCGGUUCCAAUAAAAAGUCACUGGGACGAAUUUCUUCUACUUCUGCAGCAGAUGACAUAAAUAACCAAUUUAAUGCACCAUCCAAAGCUCCACUAAAAAAGACUUCAAGUUUACAAAAUGUAACGUCUUAUCCAGUCAAUAACGAUCUACAAGUGCCAGGCUCGCGUAAGAGUGGGAUAUUGAGUACUUUGAGAAAGUAUGGUGGUGACAAGGCUGCUGAGAUUGUAAAACAGGUCCACUCUUCAUCUGCUUCAACAUCCAAAAACAAUAAUAAUGUUGGUAAAGCUCAGAAAUUUAGUAGGGCUUCUACAUCAAAUUCACGUGAAAGCUCUUCGUCCUAUCGUCCGGUUUCACAACUUAUACCUAAACGUUCAUUUGAUGAGAGUAGCCAAUCACCUCGAUCAGCUACUUCUUUGACUGUUCCUCUAGAUGAGCCGAAACAUUCACCUGCCAACAGUUUCAAACUGUCACACAGGUCUAGCAUAGAUAACUCAAUUCCAGCCAAUACCCCAAUAGAAGAUGUGUACUUACCUGUUCCUAAUGGUACAGAUAAAGCUUCUACCGUGAUUCUUGUCACAAAAGAUAAUUUUCUGUUUAUGCCUCUUGCAUUAACUGAAGAAGAAAUCGUCGAUCUAAAAGUCGUUAAGGACAGGAUACUCCAAAAUCUAGGAUUAAUCGAUGUUGGGUUCAUAUCAUACCACUUAACAGAUUUUAAUGCUAGUCAUGGACAUGCUUUGAAUGAUGAUGUCCUUUUCAAGGCGCUCACUAGUGGUCAAUUCAUAAAGAUUAUAGUCCAUCAAGAGCUAGCAUCACCAUCUGUUGCUACCUUCUCCACCACAUCAUCAGACUCUAAAUCCUUUGAGAUCAGUGGAGAGAAUGAAGAAAAAAGCUACCCUGCUACUCCACAAUAUUUGUUGCAAAACUCUAAAGACUCGAAAACUGACUAUUGGAAUUUCAAAGAACAGAAUCAAAUUGAUAAACUAUCAAAAAUCCAGGAAAUUCCAUUAACUGGUUCUAGUGCGAAUGAUUCAAACCAUCCGUCAUCGAAGUAUGCUCCUUCUAAACACUUUGCCUUGAGUAUACCUUUCCCCAUUCAUAGAAGGCUGUCAGAUAAGCUAAAACCCCCACUUCCAUUAAUUAACACCACCGAGCUUUCUGAAGUGAAGUCCAUUCCUUCCCCAUCGACGGUUAGGGUUGAUACAUCAGCACAAUCGAGCAAUAACUCAUUCAAAGUGUUACGAAAGGAAGGCCGUGAAAUUGAUUUCGACAAGAGAAGAAGGUCUCCCUAUGAAACGAAGGCACCUAAAUUGAUUCCCAACAUAUACUCAUCUUCAGUGUCUAAUCAGCUAAAGUCACCUGUAUCAGCUACAACUGUGCACACACUCCGUGAUGGUUCAUUACAUUCGAUUUCUCCAUCUCUGAAAACUAAUGUCAAUUCAUUGCAAUCCAAAAGUAGGUCAAUUUCACCCAAUCCUUCUAUAUCUCCAGGAAAUGGAAACAAUGUUAGCUCAAGUACGUUGAAUUCAAUGGUUCCUGAAAAAAGUAGAACCGGAAGUAUCGUUGCUAAAAGGGCUGCUCCACCACCUCCUCAACCACAAUCGAAGAUACAAACUUUCCGAAACACGAAUAGUUUAUUGAAGAGUAAGCGAUCAGGGAAUAUGGGUGUUUCGCUGCCAGCUGGCUCCAAUAUGUCUGAAGAGUUGUCAUUCUCAAGCAGAUCAACUAGUAGCAGCGAUCACUCAUUUAACUUGAAGCGUGGGUUUAGCAUCACUAAAAGUAUGAGCUUAAGUAGAAAGUCUACCAUCGUUAAGGAUGGAAAUGCUUUCAAAGAAAAUGCUAUUUCUUUUGAUGAUGCCCCACCUUUGGAUCUUACUGAUAGUCACAAAUCUGAUCUUGAGAGUAACUCAACCUCAUAUGACGAAGAUGUAGCACCGGAUGAUGAUGAUGACGAUUUUUUUGUGAAGCCAGUGAAGAAGCCUCAUACGACCACCAAUGCUAAUGUUACAGAUGAUGAUGAUGAUGAUGAUGAUGAUGACUUUUUUGUCAAGCCAAUCAAGAACUCUUCCGAUUCGCAUGAAAAGAGUGAUUCUCCCUUGAAAACUUUGAUAGAAAAGCCAACCGAUGAAGUAAAACGUCAUUCUUUACAAGAUUCUGUUGCCAUUAAUAAAAUGAGCGUUAGACCACCAAUUGAUGAGGUUUACAACAAUCUUGAGAAGUAUUUCCCUUAUACCAAUUUAGAUAAACCAAUCAUUGACGAUUCACCAGACUCACCUGUGGGAGUUACCAAGUCCUCAACUCCACAGCCAAUUGAUACACAAGGAAAUAUUCCAUCAAGAAAGCCUGCCAUAUCUAGGACGUUUUCUAACGCAAACAUUUCACCGGUCAAAGCGGUAGACCUGGGUGAUGAAGUCUUUUAUGGUGAUAAUCAGGAACCUAAAUUGAGCCGUCGUAGAAUGAAAACAAUCCGUAUUGUUGCAAACGAAGCUCGCAGAAAAAGACUUGAACAAAGACAGCAGUCCACUAAAGGUCAAGAAAACAGCCAGGUAUCACAAGGUUCUAAUUCCAUCAUUCCUAAUCCUCAAACCACACCAAGAAACAAACAAGAUGGAAAUGAAGAAGCACUUAUGAGAUCCACCACCUCUCUGAUUGAAUCAAGUCCGCACACGUUGAGAAGAGCAAAUACAAAAUUAUGGGGUCAAAAGGUAGUUGAAGUCACUUCAACUGAGAUUGAAAAAGGUUUUGUAAGUAAGCUUCGGAAUAAUGUUAAUGGAGAGUUUGAAGAAUUUGCUUGGAUUAAGGGUGAGCUUAUUGGGAGAGGCUCAUUUGGUUCGGUUUAUUUAGCACUUAAUGUUACUACUGGGGAGAUGUUAGCCGUUAAACAAGUGGUUGUUCCCGGGUUUUCAUUAUCAGAUAGCUCAUCCAAUUCAGAAGGAAUUGACGCAUUACAUAAAGAAGUUGAAACGAUGAAAGAUUUGGAUCAUUUGAAUAUCGUACAGUAUUUGGGAUUUGAACAAAAAAACAAUAGAUAUAGUUUAUUUUUGGAAUAUGUCGCUGGAGGAUCCAUUGCAUCAUGUCUAAAAUCUUAUGGGAAAUUUGAUGAGCCAUUGAUUAAAUUCAUAACUAAGCAGGUAUUAUUAGGGCUAGCAUAUUUGCAUUCGAAUGGAAUAUUACAUCGAGAUUUGAAGGCUGAUAAUUUAUUACUUGAAAUUGAUGGGACAUGUAAAAUAUCUGAUUUUGGAAUUCUGAAAAAAUCAAAAGAUAUUUACGUGAAUAACGCUGAAAUGUCGAUGCAAGGUACGGUAUUUUGGAUGGCGCCCGAAGUCAUUGAUAACAUGGUGGAAGAUAAAAAGCAAGGUUAUAGUGCUAAGAUUGAUAUAUGGUCAUUAGGAUGUGUUGUAUUAGAGAUGUUUGCAGGUAAGAGACCAUGGUCAAAUGAAGCUGUUGUUAGUGCUAUAUACAAGAUUGGUAAGACCAAAUUGGCACCACCAAUCCCUGAAGAUAUUGAACAUUUAGUGACUGAUGAUGCUAAAGAUUUUAUCAAUAGGUGUUUUACAAUUGAUAGCGAACAAAGACCUACUGCAAAAGAAUUAUUAGAACACCCGUUCAUGAAAUUAACACCAGAGUUUUCAUUUGAAAAAACUCAACUUGGAGAAAUGAUCAAGUACAAUUCAAAAAGAAGUUUGAAAACUAAAUAGAAU